AACAAUAUCUGGUGCAGCUCCUAGCUUUCAUGAGCUAUUCAUCAACCUGAACAUCUAGUGUCCCACAAUAGGUGGACCCAAGCCUGGAGGGAACCAUCCAAGUGUCUGAAUCGCCAGCUGGUUUUGAGAAAAGCAGAUCAUUGGGGUUUCCAUUUCGGACCAUAUAGACCCCGAGAAAGAGGAGCUGAAAGAAAAGGUGAAGGAGUUGGAGGCUCACACUGUGAUGGACAUAAGACCACCAGGCUCUAAGGUGUUCAAUGACUCCAUCCAUGGACACAUUUGGUUGCACCCCCUGCUUGUGCGCAUCAUAAACACCCCGCAGUUUAAUAGGCUGCGUAACAUCAAGCAACUGGGGGGAGCGUACUUUGUGUACCCAGGAGCCAGCCACAACCGCUUUGAACACUCCAUCGGGGUGGCACACCUGGCUGGUCGACUGGUCCGGGCCCUGAGAAAACAGCAACCAGAGCUGCACAUCAGCCCCAGGGACGAGCUGUGUGUGCAGAUCGCUGGUCUUUGCCAUGACCUGGGACACGGCCCCUUCUCUCAUAUGUUUGAUGGAACCUUUAUCCCAAAAAUGCACCCUGACUCGAAGUGGAAGCAUGAGAAGGCCAGUGUGGAGAUGUUUAAAUACAUGGUCAAGAAGAACAAAUUGAAGGAGGACAUGAAGAAGUAUAAUCUCAAACUGCCAGAGGACCUGGUGUUCAUCAUAGAGCAGAUUAAUGGACCUUUGAAGCCGGAUGAGCACCAGAAACUGGUUGAUAAGCUGACCGAGUCCCAGGAUCAGGCUGCCAAGUCGACCGAGUCCCAGGAUCAGGCUGCCAAGUCGACCGAGUCCCAGGAUCAGGCUGCCAAGUCGACCGAGUCCCAGGAUCAGGCUGCCAAGUCGACCGAGUCCCAGGAUCAGGCUGCCAAGUCGACCGAGUCCCAGGAUCAGGAUGCCUGGCCAUACUACGGUCGCCCGGAAUCCAAGUCCUUCCUGUACGACAUAGUGGCGAAUAAAAGAAAUGGCAUCGAUGUGGACAAGAUGGAUUAUUUUGCUAGAGAUUGUCACCACCUCGGCAUCAGGAACAAUUUUGACUUUGAACGCUUCCUGAUGUUUGCCCGUGUGUGUGACACAGUUGAGAGGAAGCAAAUCUGCGCCAGAGAUAAAGAAGCACACAAUCUCUAUGAAAUGUUUCAUACCAGAUACCGCCUGCACCGCCAGGCCUACCAGCAUAGAGUGGUGAAGAUCAUUGAGACAAUGAUAGCAGAGGCUUUUGAAAAGGCUGAUAAGCAUAUCCAGAUCUCUGGCUCUGCUGGCCAGAUGUUUACCCUCUCCACUGCUAUCGAUGACAUGGAGGCCUACACCAAGCUGACAGACCAUGUGUUUGACAUGAUCCUGGACUCCACGGAUGAGAAACUUGAUGAGGCACAGAAGAUCCUGAAGAAAAUUGUUGACCGCAAGCUGUACAAGUGUGCGGAUGAGAUACGGCACCUCACAGACAAGGAGAUCAAGGAGGAGGAAUUUCAUAAGUGGUAUAAAAAAAUAACCUCUUCCAACUCGGAUGUCAGUGUCCAGGCAGAGGACAUCAUCAUCAAAGUAAUGAAGAUGGACUAUGGACAAGAGAAGAAGAACCCAAUCGAUAAAAUGCGAUUCUACAGCAAGGAUAAACCUGACUUUGGGAAACCAUUAGAUAAAGACAAGGUCUUUGAGCUUCUCCCUAAGACGUUUUCACUGAAGAUAAUCCGUGUCUACUGCAAAAAUACGGAUAACGACAGCCUGGGUGUGGCCAAGGAGUACUUUAUGGAGUGGUACAACACCAUUAAUUAGAGUUAAUCUGCAUGUCAGCGCAGCAUUUGCCAUGGAAGAGGAUGCAUUUAUUUUAUACUUCAUGUUUAUUCCCAGAAUCUUUCAUUUAUGUGCUGUAAUUGUUGUGAUGUCACACUGAAUCCAUUUAAUGUAACAGUUUUCAUAUUGGUGCAAUUUAGAAAAUUUUUCUGUUAGAAUUAUCAUGCAUGUUGGUAUGUACUGCGGGUAUUUGCUGUUUAGUUUGGGAUGCUGUACAUUUGUUGUACCCAGUUAUCACUAUGUACCACAACCACAGUGUAUGAAAUACAGAUGGUUCUUGUUCAUAUCUGGAAGGUUCCUGCUACAGCAGUGAUGGUACACAUGAUUGUCCCACAUCUGUCAUGUUAAAUCUAGAUUAAAACUUUCUUAUUCUGGGAGCAUUUGAUUAAUAUUCCAGGUCAAUCAAUAUAUUGUAUUUGUUAUUCUUAAUAUUUUUAAGUAUAAUUUCUUUGCUCUUUUUAUUAUAUAUAUACUUAUUUUAUCAGGCAUUUUUGUCCACAGUGAUAUAUGAGUAACAAUCAGAGAGCAAGGUCAGCAAAUGCACCGUGAGUAAUUGGGGUUUAGGGCCUUGUGGCGAUAUAUAUUUCCUUUUCAGCUAUGAGAUUUGAACUAACAACCUUCUGGAUAUUGAGCAUUAACCCACUGAGAUACCCUCUAUCUUUUUCAUUGUUAUUCUUUCAUGUUUAAGUAAAGCACUUUGAGAUACCAUUGAUUUUGUAAGGUGUGGUAAAUCUAAACGUGUCUUAUGGAAUAUUAUAUAACACAGUAUAACACAUAUAUUUGCUUAGGACAAUACUAAGAAUGUAACCAAAAUGUGCUGAAGGCUAAGAAUAUAACUGGCUCUGUGUCUCAAGUGUCUCACUAUGUGCACCUCAGCAAAGAAAUAAUAAAGCAUUAUGACUUUAAAAUUAACAA
Messenger RNA from Brienomyrus brachyistius, 2743 nucleotides. RefSeq names its product deoxynucleoside triphosphate triphosphohydrolase SAMHD1-like. The coding region runs from base 224 to 1810 and encodes 528 amino acids. Gene Ontology annotation, molecular function: dGTPase activity. The record is from RefSeq and is a predicted model, not a curated record. Gene Ontology annotation, cellular component: nucleus. Gene Ontology annotation, biological process: defense response to virus; regulation of innate immune response; dGTP catabolic process. The transcript is spliced from 15 exons. Lineage: Eukaryota; Metazoa; Chordata; Actinopteri; Osteoglossiformes; Mormyridae.